This is a messenger RNA of Emiliania huxleyi CCMP1516, 804 nucleotides long. RefSeq names its product S-adenosylmethionine transporter. Lineage: Eukaryota; Haptophyta; Isochrysidales; Noelaerhabdaceae. Gene Ontology annotation, biological process: transmembrane transport. Gene Ontology annotation, cellular component: mitochondrial inner membrane. The transcript has a single exon. The coding region runs from base 1 to 804 and encodes 267 amino acids. The record is from RefSeq and is a predicted model, not a curated record. Gene Ontology annotation, molecular function: S-adenosyl-L-methionine transmembrane transporter activity.
AUGCUCUUUAGCGAACGCCUCAUCGCCGGCGCCGGCGCCCGCGGUGUCGCGCAGACGAUGCUGCACCCGAUCGACGUCCUGCGCACACGGCUGCAGGCCAAGGGGGUGGCGGUCACGCUCAACGCCGAGACGUUCGCCAAGGGCGUGGCACCGCAGUUCUUCCUCGCCUUCCCGGCGGGCGCCACCCAGUUUGCCGCCUUUGAGUGGGCAAAGGAGCGCUUUGCCGCCGCCGGCAUGAAGGGCAGCUUCGCCGAGCUCUCGUGCGGAGCGAUCGGCGCGAUCGCCGCGUCGGUGAUCCGGGUGCCGCAGGAGGUGAUCAAGCAGCGCGUGCAGGCGGACAUCUACCCCAACGCGCUGGUCGGCGUCUCAAAGUGCUUUGCGACGGACGGCAUCGCCGGCUUCUACAAGGGCUACUUCGCGACCGUCUCGCGGGAUGUGCCGUGGAACGCGCUCUCCUUCAUGUUCUUCGCGCAGGCGAAGAAGGCGUACAAGCUCUUUACUGGCCGCACGCCUGAGGGCCAGGAGAACCUCAUGCUCGGCGCCGCCGCGGGCAUGACUGCCGCCGUCAUCAUGACUCCGAUCGACGUGGUGAAGACGCGCCUGAUGACCGGCGGCGCGAGCGGCGGGAUCAUCGGCGUGAUGAAGUCGAUCAUCGCCGAUGAGGGCGCGGCCACGCUGAUGAAGGGCGUCCUCCCGCGCGUCGCCUUCCUCGCGCCGCUCGCCGCCCUCACCCUCUCCCUCUACGAGGUGUUUGGAAAGAUGCUGGUCUCCUCGCGGCUCGAGAUCGCGUCGAGCGAGCUCUGA